Molecule: messenger RNA, 2535 nt
Organism: Vespa mandarinia (Asian giant hornet)
Lineage: Eukaryota; Metazoa; Arthropoda; Insecta; Hymenoptera; Vespidae
Gene: sv
Product: paired box protein shaven
Biological process (GO): anatomical structure development; regulation of transcription by RNA polymerase II
Molecular function (GO): RNA polymerase II cis-regulatory region sequence-specific DNA binding; DNA-binding transcription factor activity, RNA polymerase II-specific
Source: RefSeq, a predicted model, not a curated record
GGUUAUGAGAGAGAGAGAGAUAGAGAGAGAUAAUAGCACUGUGAGCUGUGCGACGGAAGACUGGAACGGUGAAGUGUUGCGCUCGGGGUGUUAAGUGAAUACGACGAGCAUCCAAACUACGAGAGAGAAAGAGAGAGAGACUUCAACGCACGCAUAGAAGAGAUAACGGUGAGGGAUAUAAGGGGAACAACACCGAAGGACACGACGUUAAGGGUUGGGAAUCACGUUUACAGAAAGAAAAGGAAAGGGAACGGUGACACAGACGCCUCGUCCAAAUCGGCGAGGUGUUGUCCGAGGUGGAGGAGGGCGUCGGGAGGAGAGGGUUGGAAGGAGGGUGGCGUGCUAUGAUCAGCAUGGAGCUUCCGGCCCACGCGACGCAGCAUGGUGCUCUUCACCUGGGGGUCGGGGUCGCGGUGAAUCCAGGUGAUCCAGCCGGAAGUACUCUAACCGCCAUUCAUCCGCAUCCCCAGGAUCCCUUAGCCCUCCACCAUCACAAUCACGCUGCCGCGACACCCGGAGGUAUGCAUGAGGACUCCAAGAAAAAACAUGAUGGUGGCCAUGGAAUGAAUCAAGACGGCCACGGUGGAGUUAACCAGCUUGGUGGUGUCUUUGUGAAUGGGAGGCCCUUACCGGACGUAGUAAGGCAAAGGAUCGUCGAACUAGCGCAUAGUGGUGUCCGACCGUGCGACAUUUCGAGACAACUCAGGGUAUCUCACGGCUGUGUAUCCAAGAUAUUGUCAAGGUAUUACGAAACCGGCAGCUUCAAAGCCGGCGUGAUAGGUGGUUCCAAGCCUAAAGUGGCAACGCCACCGGUUGUCGAUGCGAUCGCGAAUUACAAGAGGGACAAUCCAACGAUGUUUGCUUGGGAGAUUCGUGACAGGUUGCUGGCAGAAGGGAUUUGUUCGCAGGACAACGUACCUUCUGUCUCCUCUAUCAAUCGAAUCGUGAGAAACAAGGCGGCAGAAAAGGCGAAGCACGCGCAUCAGCAACAGCAGGCGCAGCAGCAGCAAGGUCAGCAACAAGGUCAGCCAGGAUCAGGUGGUUCCGUGUCGGUGAUAGCCCAUGCACCUGCCACACCGGCGGGUCAUCCUGCGGCCGCCGCUCCCAAUGCCUACAGCAUCAGUGGCAUCCUCGGAAUCCCCGCACACCAUCAGGAUCCAAACGGCAAUAGUAUCAAGAGAAAGCGAGCCGAUGACGACGACAAUCGUGACUUGGGCGAUCAUCCGGAGGACGACUUGAAGAGACAGCGAAGUAACUACAACGGCGACCAACUCUACUCGAACCUGUGGUCGAGUAAAUGGAGCAUCAAGGACGAACACAAGCUCCUGAACGAGCUUGGUGGAGGAGGCGGAGGUGGCGGUGGAGGCGGUGGCGGUGGCGGCGGCGGCGGCGGCGGGGGAGGCGGUGGUGGCGGUGGCGGCGGCGGAGGUGGUGGUGCGAAUGGUACGACGAACGCAGGUGGUGGAGGAGCUGCUGGUGCCGGUGGCGGAGGUGGCGGAGGUGCAGGAGGCGGUGGUGCCUACUAUGAGCAUGCCGGAUUCCCCGGGAACGCGAUUGCCACCUCCGCCGAGCUCUACGACUCCCUGGGCACCAUCAGUACGAUGACGCAGGCGCAAACGCCACAUCUCUAUACCCCGCCCAUAGGGGGCACCAUAGCAGGUGGUACUUUGACGCCGCUCGCUCCACUGACGAUGCAAGCAUUGGACGGGGCUAACAUGUCUCCUUACCACGCCACCGCAGAGAGCGGUACCGUCGCAGUCUCAUACGUAGGGGUUGGGGCCGGCGGGGGCGAGCAGAGUCCACCGAUUUCCUUGCAGAACGAGACGAACGCCACCCCCGCGGCCCCCAACACCCCGGGAGGGGAUCCCGGACUCACGGUCUUGCAGCCGCCAGUUUCUCAGCCUCAGGUAGCCUCUGCGAUACCACCGUACUCGACGAUGCUUCCAAGUUUCGGACAUUAUGCCACCGGUGGUGGCGAUUACGCGUACAGCGCCGCGUAUUCUCAAUAUUCGAGUGCACCGUACAGUGGAUAUGGCUAUGGAGCAGCGACAAGCGGGUUGCUCAAUUCCACGUACUACUAUUGCAACGGGGAUACGCUGGCGUCUUCCCAAAACAAUUCGCAAGCGGCCGGCGCGUGCAACAAUAAUGGCGGCGGCGGCGGCGGCGGCGGCGGCGGUGGUGGCGGUGGUGGUGGUGGCAUUGGAGGUGGUGGCGGAGGUGGAGGUGGUGUCGGAGGUGGUGGUGGUGGCGGUGGAGCAGAUAGCAACACGGACGUGGCUAGUCGUUCGCCUCUGGCAGCCACCAGAGCAAGUAGCGGUGCGAGUGCAGCAUCACCGACUGGUAGCGCCUGUACCAAACCAGAUCAUGCCUCUACACCGACCGACCUAUACUUGGCUUGAUCGGUAAAAGUCUCACGUGAUACCAAUGUGUAAGGGACCGAUCGGCAAUAACGGACGCCAUAUCAUUGGAGGGAAGAAAGAACGAAAAAAAAAAAAAAGAAAAAAAAAGAAAAAUCUGAAAAAAAAAAGAAACAAA